AUGGAUAUUGAUGGUGGGCCUCAAGACCAGCACACAAAUGGCUCAGCACUCGCUCCUCAAGCAUGCCAGAACUGUCGGAAACAGAAGCGGAGGUGCGACAAAGGCCUCCCUAUAUGUGGGCUGUGCUCGCGAAUAGGUCGAAUAUGCGACUACAGUAUCGACUCGCAAGCUGCAGUCCCUUCCUCUGAAGAGUUCGCAUCGCUAAGGCAGAAGGUCGCGGAUCUCGAGAGCUUGCUUACCAGGACUGCGACCAACAAUCUCAGCGCAACGAGCAAUGGAAGCAACGGCAGUGUCCCUGUCGGCAGUAAUGGAUCAUGGGGGAAUGGGUUGAGCAACGGCAGUAGUCCAGCGAAUCUGCUGUCCUUAUCGCCAAACUCGAAUCAAUGCGCAUGGCCAGGACCUUCGACGUUCCCCAGUCUAUUCUUUCUGGACUCUGAGGCGUUUGAAUAUGAACGAUUCCAGGUCCAACCACCGUACGUGAAGGUUCCUCCUGGUGCUUUGACGGCACUCGGCAGUUCAGCGGAGCUACGGCAAAUGAUCGAGUUAUAUUUCGAGACUGUACAGACCUACUUCCCCAUGGUAUCCAAGAUCAGAUUGUACCAGCACCUAUCAAAUCCGAUGCACGAGCCUGGCGCCGAUAUGGCCCUUUUGUUCCUCGCGAUGAAGUUGAUAACAAGUGAGAUACCUGAGGGAGCACCGCCACAGACACAACUUUACCAAGAUGUGAAAUCGUUCUUAAGCUAUAUCGAAGCUCAAAACGGCUAUUCCAUCCAGUUGAUCCAGUCCCUCCUGCUGGUCUCUUUAUACGAGCUUGGCCAUUCUAUCUACCCAGCUGCUUAUAUGUCCAUCGGCCAUGCUUGCCGUCUUGGACAUGUCCUUGGGAUACACGAUCGAACCGCACCGCAGAUGCUCCCUCGACCGAACACUUGGACUGAGCAAGAAGAACGACGGCGCGUUUGGUGGGCAGUGAUCAUCUUGGAUCGUUUCAUCAGCAUCGGACAUCGCCGCAAACCGUUUGCCAGCACUGACCCAAGCCUCGACGCCCAUCUACCUACAGAUGAUAGUCAUUGGGAUCGAGGUCAAAUGCUGGUGGCUGCACCAUUGGCGUUGUCCGCGAGCUCGACCAUUCGAGCCGCACCUUUCGCACGAACGUGCCAGGCCGCACACCUCCUUGGCAAAGUCAUCCGGCAUCUGAACGACAAGAAUCUGCCGGCAGACUACAAGUUCAAUGAAGCACUCCAGCUCCACCGCACUCUGCGGGCGCUUUGCGAAGUUCUGCCCGCUGAAGCGGAAGAGGACGACCCUACCGUGAAGCCAACGCUGUGCUCACCAAUGGCGAUCUGCUACUCCGGGCUACUUACGCUCUAUGACCAGUAUGCAUGUACGGAGCGUGCAAUGGAGAAUGCCCCAGAGACACAGCUCGUGAUGCAGAAGGAAGCUAUUGAUGGAUUAGGAGACAUCUCGAGCCAAGCAAUGGACCUGGCUCGGAGGGUGCGUACUUUUGUCGAUCGUGCAGGACUGCAGCGAGUGAGCCCACUUGUUGUCGACAGUCUCUAUCAAGCGGCGGCGAAUUACGCAUGGUACGUCCGCGAAUCUUCAAGUCCCGAAUGCGCCGAACGCCUCGCCGAGCUCAAAGAGAUCCUUCUACUCCUCGACCGACGAUGGAAAGUUGCUGGCGAGUAUAUCAAGAUCAUUGAAGCCACCGAGUUUCAUCUUGCCAGUGCGAUCAGGUGA
Molecule: messenger RNA, 1734 nt
Organism: Zasmidium cellare ATCC 36951
Lineage: Eukaryota; Fungi; Ascomycota; Dothideomycetes; Mycosphaerellales; Mycosphaerellaceae
Exons: 3
Coding region: 1-1734 (577 amino acids)
Biological process (GO): DNA-templated transcription; regulation of DNA-templated transcription
Cellular component (GO): nucleus
Molecular function (GO): DNA-binding transcription factor activity, RNA polymerase II-specific; zinc ion binding; DNA binding
Source: RefSeq, a predicted model, not a curated record